Messenger RNA from Strongylus vulgaris, 188 nucleotides. The record is from the annotation of a GenBank genome assembly. NCBI's taxonomy places the organism in Eukaryota, Metazoa, Nematoda, Chromadorea, Rhabditida, Strongylidae.
UUUCGAUCUCCAUCACCUGCAGCGAACGUCGGUUGCAUCGCGCGAUUUCAUCCUGAAGCAGUCGACAAGUUCUCGAUCGUCGCUUUCCCACUUGCUUUCACUAUGUUUAAUUUGGUAUACUGGUGGCACUAUCUUUCGCAGACCUUCGAUUAUAAGGUCUCACAAGUGACGCAGUCUUCACACUAGUG